AAAAAAUUUCCCAUGAAUCCUUUGGGCGCGCUCUGGCUACCUCGGAAUGUGAAUCCGUUCUCGUAAACCGUAUUUCAUAAAUCAAUAAGAUCCCAGCUUCACAAUGUCGGAGCUGUUUAUGGAAUGCGAGGAGGAGGAACUGGAACCAUGGCAGAAGGCGAUCCCAGAAAUCAACUUGGUAGAUGACGAUGAUGAUGAUGAUGACGACGAGCCUAUCUUCGUUGGCGAGAUCCAGAGUUCCAAGCCUGCCAACUCCAGACCAAAUGUUGGCGUCCAGAGAGGGCAACAGAACGUUCCAGCGGGGCGGCGUAACAUGGGCUCCGCCCAGUUGCCCUCCCAGAAGCCUCCGCAGGUGACGGUAGUCAAACGGGCUUCAUAUGCAGCGUCACCCCAAAACACCAACAGGGGUGCCCCACCUCCGUCCAACAACCCCACCCUCAUCCCCGCCAGCUCCAGCCAGGUGACGGGACUGAACGCCGGUCGCGUUGGCAACACGGUCGCUCCUCAGCCAAUUAUAAUCAACAAUCGGGGUGUCAUUGGUCCGUUCAUCACCAGUAUUGGAUCCCAGUAUCCACAUGGACCCUCUUUCACCUUCUUACCAGCUGGGCAGCCUCUCCUCCAGCAGGUGUCCCCCCAGUCCAACGCGCUGGUGGGCGGCGUGGUCCACCGGCCGCAGGUCCAGCUCAUCCAGAACAACGUGGUGACGCUGGCCAACGUGCAGGCUCCCCCCGACCUGCACUCCCAGCAGCAGGCCCCAGGAGGCCGCCUCCAGCCCCCCCUCCCUGUGGGACCCCCCCACAGGGCCCCGGCCGGCCCCACGCCCCACACCCUGCCCAGGCAGGACAGCGCCGCGUCUGCACUACUCUCCCUUCAAGGCCUCAACAACCGCGAUAACGGAACAGUGAAGCGAAGCUUUCCAUCUGAUAUGGACAAGACGAAAAGACUCCGAGUGGACGCAGCUGGUAAUCGGAUGUCAGAGUUCGCAGAGAAUGAGAGUCCUUCGAGGAGGCGGUGUCCGAGAUGCAUGGGAUCCUAUCCUGGGGAGGACUCGCUGAAGGGACAUAUGAGGUACUGCUGUCCCGAUCUGAUGGAGGGUGUGUUUGCCACGAGCUCUCGUCAGGACAAGUCGACGGCUCCGCUGCGGGCUUAUGAAAUGGACAAGGGCAAGCUGAUCAUGCUGGUCACAGACUUCUACUACGGCCGCUGCGAGGGGGACCAACACCUCGAGCAGAAGACCCACACCACCUUUAAGUGCAACAGCUGUCUGAAGGUGCUCAAGAACAACAUCAGGUUUAUGAACCACAUGAAGCAUCAUCUGGAGCUGGAGAAGCAGAACAGUGAGAGCUGGGAGAGUCACACCACGUGCCAGCACUGCUACCGCCAGUACAGCACGCCCUUCCAGCUGCAGUGCCACAUAGAGAGUGCCCACAGCCCCUACGAGUCCAGCACUAACUGUAAGAUCUGUGAGCUGGCCUUUGAGACGGAGCAAGUGCUGUUGGAACACAUGAAAGACAAUCACAAGCCGGGAGAGAUGCCCUACGCCUGUCAGGUUUGUAACUACCGCUCAUCGUUUUUCUCUGACGUGGAGAGCCACUUCCGAAGCAUCCACGAGAACACCAAGGACCUGCUGUGUCCCUUCUGCCUGAAGGUGCUGCGCAGCGGACACAUGUAUAUGCAACACUACAUGAGGCACCAGAAAAAAGGCAUCCAUCGCUGUGGGAAGUGUCGACUGAACUUCCUGACGUACAAAGAGAAAGUUGAGCACAAGACUCACUUCCAUCGCACGUACAGGAAGCCCAGGAGCCUGGAAGGACUUCCUCCCGGAACCAAGGUGACUAUCCGGGCCUCUCUGUCUGGAGGGUCCCCCACCUCCCCCAACACGUUAGGCAGGUCCAGCAUCAGUGUGGUUCCAGGCAGCCCGGCUAGCAAACCCGUGGGCCGCCCGCCCAACAGCGCCGGCCGGGGCAAACCCAGCACCCAGAACCCUACGGGGCCCGUCAAGAACAAGAAGGAACGGAACAAACCAGGCCCAGUGGACCUCAGGAACUUCCAUCUGAGGCAUUUCAGGGCCCCGGAGGGCAAGAGCGUGUGCAUGGAGUGUUCGUCCGCCGUGAAGGACUUCUACGACCACUUCCCCCUGCUCCUCACCUGUGCGGCGUGCAAGUACAAGACCUGCUGCCGGAGAUCCUACCGGAACCACAUGACCAGAUUUCAUAGUGCUGGGUCCAAAGAGAGAAGGAGGAACAAAAGGAUGCAGGGCGCUUCACGGAGCCUGACUCUGGUUUGCCUGAACUGUGACUUCCUAGCUGAUGCUACAGGAAGUGACCUUAUGAGCAAACAUUUGAUUGACAGGCCGACCCAUGCCUGUCAGGUAAUCAUGGAGCAGCCACAAGAAAACCACGAUUCUGUUUCUGACAAAACCAGCCUGGAAAGCAGAUCUGACCUCCCUGAUGUCAAGCCUGCCAAAUUAGAGGAUGACCUCGUCGAGUUGCUGGGCAACACAACCAAACAGGAAGAGGAUGCACGCAAGGAGGAGGACACACCCUCUGGCCCAGCCCCGCCUUCCCCUGUCUCUGUAGACUCCGCCUCUGAGGGGCGGGUUCAGGAGACACCUGUAGAGAAUGAGACUCCCCCAGAGCAGGAAAAGGACACAUCCUCUGAACGCAUCUCAGAGACGCCCACCGACAUGCCCUCUGAGCACGCCUCGCCAACCGACAUGCCCUCUGAGCACGCCUUGCCCACCGACAUGCCCUCUGAGCACGCCUCGCCAACCGACAUGCCCUCUGAGAAUGUGACGCCCUCUGAUCGCGAUACGCCCUCUGAGAUGCCCUCUGAGAUGCCCUCUGAGAUGCCCUCUGAGAUGCCCUCUGAGAUGCCCUCUGAGAUGCCCUCUGAGAUGCCCUCUGAUACGCCCUCUGAUACGCCCUCUGAUACGCCCUCUGAUACGCCCUCUGAGAUGCCCUCUGAGAAUGUGACGCCCUCUGAGAUGCCCUCUGAGAUGCCCGCUGAGAAUGUGACGCCCUCUGAGACGCCCUCUGAGACGCCCUCUGAGACGCCCUCUGAGACGCCCUCUGAGAUGCCCUCUGAGAUGCCCUCUGAGCACGAGACGGCCAUGGAACCAGAUGGCCCUGUGGAACCGGAAAAGGUUGCAGAACCAGAGACCGCUGGAGAACCUGAGACAGCUAAUGAACCGGAGGUAGAAACUGGAGUGGAACCAAGCACAGAGCAACCAAGCACAGAACCUCCGAGUGCAGAGCAACCAAGCACAGAACCUCCGAGUGCAGAACAUCCUGAGGACGCAGAACAUCUUGAGAACGCAGCAGGCGAGCUCGGGGAGGCGGGUGGAAUUCCACUGGAACCUCUCACACCUUCCAAGGUUCUAGAGAUGCCGCCACCCUCAGCCAAUCAAAGCACUGAUACGGACAGUGUAGACACGCCCAGCAGCCCAAACAGACCCUCAGAACCCGUCACCGUGUAGGAACAGACCCUCAGAACCCGUCACCGUGUAGGAACAGACAAAGAAACACUGACGUCUCCGCUGGUCUUUUCUCUCAAAGACUGCCACUGAAGUGGCUGAAUUUCUGGUUGUUUCUAAGAUCAGACUAUCCUUCCCCUCCUCCAAACAACCCAACAUGUGUAAAUAAGUGCAGUCCAUUAUGAAUGAGCAGGUCCAAAGAUCCCUGGGUCUUCCUGUAGCCCCCCUUGCUAUUUGCCCAUUGAUGUGAUGAUGGACAACAAUGGCUCCCUUUGUUACAUUCUUUUUUAAAUAAAAUCAUGUAGUGUCAUACGCAUUGGCACAUUGUUUCAGAUUCGGUUUGGCUUGUCUGUCUGUGAAUUUGACUCCAUUCCCAGCGUUGGCUUGUAUGUGUAAGCCUGUGCAUCAUAGACACUUGUGUUAAAGGUACAGUCUUUGAUUUUAGCAAUAGGCUGAACAGCCAAUCACAUGACGUCCAUCCCUCCUGUGCUCCUAAAGCAACGUGCGGAUUGGCUUGUGUUUUUUUUACGGCUCGAUCCCAGCCACCCUUUUUGUUAACGUUUGUGUCCCAGAGCCAAUCACAUGACGUCCAUCCCUCCUGUGCUCCUAAAGCAACGUGCGGAUUGGCUUGUGUUGUUUACCCUUCUUGUUAACGUUUGUGUCCCAGAGCCGUUGUCGUGGCCAAACAACAGGCUUUUUUUUUUCUUUCAUUUUUUUGCAAAAAAACCCUUCAAAGAAUGGACAGCUGACAAAAAAGUGUGUGGGAUUAGAAUCAGGCACUACACCUUUAAAAGGCAUGUGAAGCAUCAGGUAUGUACUGUAAAAAUUGCCCCAGGAUAUCUGAUCUUUGAGCUUCAUCUUCACUAAACUCCUUUAAUCCUCAAUCUGCAAGGGUAUUGGACUUAUUUCCAAUGGGGAAACCCUCUGAUCUGCAGCCUCAAAGAAGAACUGUUGACGUCUGUUUGGUUGGUUCUGAAUGGUGACUCUCCUUCUCUUCUAACCAGAUGUUUUUUUGUGUCUCAUUGUGUUCGUCUGCAGGGGAAGGGACUUGUUUUUUAAGGGAUCAACUGAACUUCUUUUCUUUUCUUUUUUAAUUAAUUAUUUUUUCCUUGUGGUUGGUUGUUGUCUUACAAGAUGCAUAUUGAGCUAUGAUGAAUCCUGAAGAAAAAAAAAAAAAAAAAGACUAAUUAAUAGCUACACAAGCAAAACUUUACCUUUUACCAUUUAAAAGAACCUUAAUGACCACAGUUCCUGGUGCUGAAGAUGUGGAACUCAUCAAAGAAUCCACUAAGAACUUGUUCCUGUUUGCCUUUUUGUUUCCUUCUACACAGGACUGCAGUGUUUGGUUAUGCCUUUCAUACAGUAUACAGCCCGAAAUAGUCUUAUCAUGCAAGAAGAACUCAUCCAGUGUUUUUCCAGCGAAACGGAAAAUAAACUUUCAUAAGAUCCAGA
Messenger RNA from Alosa alosa (allis shad), 4927 nucleotides. RefSeq names its product zinc finger protein 280D (gene znf280d). The coding region runs from base 104 to 3478 and encodes 1124 amino acids. Lineage: Eukaryota; Metazoa; Chordata; Actinopteri; Clupeiformes; Clupeidae. The record is from RefSeq and is a predicted model, not a curated record. Gene Ontology annotation, molecular function: DNA-binding transcription factor activity, RNA polymerase II-specific; RNA polymerase II cis-regulatory region sequence-specific DNA binding. The transcript has 18 exons. Gene Ontology annotation, biological process: regulation of DNA-templated transcription.